AAUACAGCAAUGAGUGAGCACUGUCUAAAUUUAUCGUUUGAUGUGAAAAGUCCAUCCUCGUCGCCUUCUAUAAAAACGGAAAAAGAGUUUCCUUGUACCCAGGAUAACGCAAAAAAACCCAAAAAUUGGCUUAUAUCUGAUAUCGAAAAAACAACAACGGACACAUCGCCCUCCUUGGGAAUCGAUCUAAGACUUAAUUCAACGCGAACAUUAAACGGUGUGAAGUGCAAUGGACAUUUAAAUUUAACUGAUACCAAAAAUUGUGACACUGAAGCACAAACUAAGUGGUGUAAAAAUAAUUUAGAUGUGAAAACUUCUCACAACUAUUAUCCAUUAACAUCUAACGACAUCGAUGAUUCGACUUGUGACAAGAAAUACGAGAAAAAAGAAGACUGUAAUCAGGAUAACAAUGAGGAAAGAGAAAAUAAAAUAUUUAUUGUUACGGAUGCUGACGAGACGACCAAUAUUGACGACUUAGCAAUUUCAAGAGAUGCAUCAAAUCAUUCGUCUUCCGUAAAGUCAACGACAAAACAGCGAAGAUCCAGAACCAAUUUCACUUUAGAACAACUCAAUGAAUUGGAGCGACUCUUUGACGAGACCCACUACCCGGAUGCCUUCAUGAGAGAGGAAUUAAGUCAACGACUAGGACUAAGUGAAGCUAGAGUACAGGUUUGGUUUCAGAACAGAAGGGCGAAAUGCAGAAAACAUGAAAAUCAAAUGCAAAAAGGUGUGAUGUUAAACAGCCACAGUCCGCCAUCUAGUACUCCACUAGAACCGUGCAGGGUGGUACCAUAUAUGAAUGUACCACCAGCUUUAAGAGGACUUUCCCUUGCACCAGGAUCAGUGGCGUUAUCGAAUUAUGACCGUCUUUCAACAACUCCAUUCUCUCAACAAGGAACCGCAUUUUCUGCUAUUAAUUCUGCAUUUAUAUCUGCAGCCCAUCAGUAUGCAGCGGCCGCAGUUGCUGUAGGGGGCAGUUCGGCGGCGGCGGCAGCAGCAAGUAUACUAUGUCACCCCCAAUACCCUUUGGAAUUUGCUGCGCUAGCAGUGGCUCACAAGAAUUCCAGUAUCGCCGACUUACGAUUGAAGGCAAAAAAACACACGGAGGCAUUGGGUCUCGCUUCGCGAGAAAAGCAGCAACAUUGA
Anoplophora glabripennis (Asian longhorned beetle) is the source of this 1146-nucleotide messenger RNA. RefSeq names its product short stature homeobox protein 2-like. The transcript has 5 exons. The annotation marks the transcript as partial. The record is from RefSeq and is a predicted model, not a curated record. Gene Ontology annotation, molecular function: sequence-specific double-stranded DNA binding; DNA-binding transcription factor activity, RNA polymerase II-specific. NCBI's taxonomy places the organism in Eukaryota, Metazoa, Arthropoda, Insecta, Coleoptera, Cerambycidae. Gene Ontology annotation, cellular component: nucleus. Gene Ontology annotation, biological process: regulation of transcription by RNA polymerase II.